Messenger RNA from Penicillium paradoxum, 1077 nucleotides. Its product is annotated as cupredoxin domain-containing protein. NCBI's taxonomy places the organism in Eukaryota, Fungi, Ascomycota, Eurotiomycetes, Eurotiales, Aspergillaceae. The coding region runs from base 1 to 1077 and encodes 358 amino acids. The record is from RefSeq and is a predicted model, not a curated record. The transcript is spliced from 4 exons.
AUGCUUGCGUCCCAACUGGUCCGGCCACUGCUAGCAUGGUUGGCUUUGGCAACCAUCACAGCAGCACAAGAUUCCGACUUGCCAUCACCGACGGGAUCUGUGUCUGAUUCAUCCUCGACUCCUACAGCAACCUCCUCGUCGGGCCCGGCGACCCAUACGAUCAAAGUUGGACACAAAUCCGACCCGCAUCAGUUUUCUCCAACCGACAUUAAGGCCAACGCGGGCGACUUGGUUGUCUUUGAGUUCUACCCAACAAACCAUUCCGUCGUGAAGGCUGAUUAUCUGUCCCCGUGUGUUCCGGCAGAGGAGGGCCUCUUUAACUCUGAAGCCUUCGAGGACUUUAACCAGGAAAAUGGACAGAUCAUUGGACCACCGCCAACAUGGUCCCUGAGAAUUAAUAAUACUGAGCCCACUUUCUUCUACUGCACAGCUAUAGACUCAUGCACCAAGAAUGGAAUGGUCGGAGCAAUCAACCCUAACUCAUCCCAAACGUGGAACACACAAUAUCAAAAAGCUUUGGUCUACCCCUACAUGCUAGUCCCAGGAGAAUCCCCACCACCCGAAGGCGAAGAUAGCAAGUCCAACGACGAUAGCGAGUCUGGCUCAUCGCAGGAAAGCCACCACAGUGGACUUAGCAAGGGCGCCAUUGCAGGCAUUGCCGUUGCCGCUGUGGUCUUCGUGGGCAUCCUGAUCGCACUAUUCUUCGUCCUCGGCCGCAACCGUGUUUACUCGCAAUGGAUGUCCUCUGAAGAUGGACGCACGGAACGGACUGCACGCUGGGCACUAUUCGGCCACGGUGAUCAAUACGGCAACACCAAGAGUGAAGGUGGAAGUAGUGCGGCCGGCGCAGGCAUUAAACCACCUCGUAGCGAUAUCACCUCUGUCUCCACCCCAGAUCCAAAUUUCCGCACAUUCUCACCCGGUACGGAAGUUGUCUCAGGGCCUGGAUCUCCCUCUGCGCAGCAAGGCCAUUGGAGCUGGAACGAGCCUCCUCAAAACGCUCGUUCUUCGGGACCUACCGAAUUGGCAGGCCAUCCUAUUAUCUGGGAAGCACCGGGCAGCAUACCGAAUCGGUAA